Molecule: messenger RNA, 552 nt
Organism: Symbiodinium sp. CCMP2456
Lineage: Eukaryota; Dinophyceae; Suessiales; Symbiodiniaceae
Source: the annotation of a GenBank genome assembly
AUGUCGUUGGGAGAGUAUGAGUUCAACUGUCUGGACGACGCCUUGAACUCCUGGCAUUGUGUCAGUAUGCCUGAGUCCAUGUUCCGGAAGACGGUGCUCGGAAAGGCAGCUGCCGAUCCGGCUGCCGCCCUCGAAGCCAAGCAGAAGGCGGCCCUGCGACGGCUGGAUCGCGUCACUGGUUCCUAUGAGUACACUGUCACCGUGCGAAAGUCGCAGUUCGUUCCUCCAAAGAGCCAUCGCCGCCACGCUGGGCCGAUAAGUCCUCAGGCCGUUCAGCUUGAAAAGCUCGUGGUGGAUGUCGUGCCAGAGAUGGAGGGCUACAGGCUACGCGUUGAGUACGUUGGGGAUGGUCUGGUCGCUGCAUGGAACCGUGCCAACCCAUGCUUCGCCGUCCGUCCCGGGGACUACAUUGUCAAGGUGGAUGCCUGGCCGGCCUGUUCGUUUUUGGGGUGGCCGCGGCGAGGGCUGAUGAUGAUGAUGAUGAUCAUCAUCAUCAUCAUCAUCCCCAUCAUGGUGGGUUUCCUAAUGCCGUUGCAGCCGUGGCAGCAUUGA